Messenger RNA from Anoplopoma fimbria (sablefish), 5186 nucleotides. It is a transcript of the gene pcdh17, whose product is annotated as protocadherin 17. NCBI's taxonomy places the organism in Eukaryota, Metazoa, Chordata, Actinopteri, Perciformes, Anoplopomatidae. Bases 359 to 3784 code for a protein of 1141 amino acids. The record is from RefSeq and is a predicted model, not a curated record. Gene Ontology annotation, cellular component: plasma membrane. Gene Ontology annotation, molecular function: calcium ion binding. Gene Ontology annotation, biological process: homophilic cell-cell adhesion. The transcript has 5 exons.
UUUUUUUUUAUCUUUUUGGACUAUUUUGGCAUGCGGCAGUUUCUUUUUUUUGGUGGCAUGACUGAACACUUACAAUGACUAUUCUGUUUGGAGACUGGAUCGCGUUUAUUGCUCAGAUGAGUCUGGGCGCUCAGCUGAAUAUAAAUUAGGUGUUCAGCACCACAGAUUGCUGGAAGAGGCAGAGGAGGAGAGAGACAGAGCAAAGACAAUUCACAAACACAAAUGCCAAGGCCUCGCAUGAUGAACAGAACUCUUUAUUUGAUCCCGAUUAAUAGAAACACCAAAUUUGAACAAAAUAUCAACAGGUCAAAGGAAGCGUAAACCCAACACAGAUUAGAGCAGCUUUUACGGAGUGGGGAUGUAUCUUUCUAUUUUCUUUUUCCUCCUCUUAUGGGCUCAAGCCCUGACAUUGAAAAACUUGAAUUACUCUGUCCCGGAGGAACAGGGUCCCGGAACAGUGAUUGGGAACAUAGCCAAAGAUGCCAGACUCGGAAUUGAACAGGUUGGGCCGGGAGGACAGGGUAAGAAAGCCAACUUCAGGGUGCUGGAGAACUCGGCUCCGCAUCUCAUCGACGUGGACCCCCAAAGCGGACUGCUGUACACAAAGCAGCGCAUCGACAGGGAAACCUUGUGUAAGAGAAACCCCAAGUGCCAGCUCUCCAUGGAGGUGUUUGCCAAUGACAAGGAGAUCUGCAUGAUCAAAAUAGAUAUUCAGGACAUUAACGACAACUCACCCUCCUUCCCCUCGGAUCAGAUUGAUAUUGACAUUUCUGAAAACGCAGUGCCAGGGACACGCUUUCCCCUGACCAGCGCGCAUGACCCAGAUGCAGGGGAGAACGGCCUGAAAACUUAUCAAAUAACACGCGAUGACUACAAUCUCUUUUCCUUGGAGGUAAAGUCCCGUGGGGACGGGACUAAAUUCCCAGAAUUGGUUAUUCAACGGCCAUUGGACCGAGAAGAACGAAACCAUCACACCCUCAUUUUGUCAGCCACAGAUGGGGGAGAAUAUCCUCGGUCAGGUACCAUGCAGAUAAAUGUUAAAGUUAUUGAUUCCAAUGAUAACAGCCCUGUGUUUGAUCAGCCCUCGUAUGUUGUGGAAAUUCCUGAGAAUUCCCCUCCUGGUAAAGUGUUGAUCGAUUUGAACGCCACUGAUCCUGAUGAGGGCAACAACGGACAAGUAGUCUAUUCUUUUAGUGGCUAUGUCCCGGAGAGAAUCCGGGAGCUCUUUUCCAUAGAUUCCAGAACAGGGGUCAUAAAGAUUCAGGGCGAAAUUGACUAUGAAGAGAGCCCAGUUAUAGAGAUUGACGUACAGGCAAAGGAUCUAGGUCCCAAUCCAAUCCCAGGCCAUUGUAAAGUCACUGUUAAAGUGCUGGACAGGAACGAUAACUGGCCGUUUGUAAGCUUUGUGUCUGUGAGACAGGGAGCCAUCAGCGAGGCAGCACCUCCAGCCACUGUCAUCGCUCUGGUCCGUGUCACAGACAAGGACUCGGGCAGGAAUGGCCAGCUUCAGUGCAGAGUACUGGGUAAUGUCCCUUUUAAACUUGAGGAGAAUUAUGAAAACUUCUAUACUGUGGUGACAGACAGGCCCUUGGACAGAGAGAUGCAGGAUGAGUACAAUGUCACCAUCGUGGCCAAAGACAACGGCAUUCCUCCUCUAAACUCCACAAAGUCCUUCACUGUAAAGAUUCUGGAUGAAAAUGACAAUGUUCCUCGCUUUACAAAGUCAGUUUACCUUCUUCAAAUACCCGAGAACAACAUCCCUGGGGAGUACCUCGGUUCAGUUCUGGCACAUGACCCAGACCUCGGCCAGAACGGAACAGUGUACUACAGCAUAGUCAACUCCAAUGUGAGUGGGGGUGAUGUCAACACCUAUGUUAAUGUGAAUGCUGCUAAUGGAGCCAUCUAUGCAGUGAGAUCUUUCAACUAUGAGCAAAUAAAGUAUUUUGACUUUAAGGUUCUUGCUAGAGAUGCAGGAUCUCCACACCUGGAGAGCAACGCUACAGUACGCAUCAGUGUUCUGGAUGUCAAUGACAACAUCCCUGUUAUAGUUCUGCCCCUGCUCCUGAACGACACGGCUGAAAUCCAUGUGCCGCGCAACGUUGGUGUCGGCUACAUUGUCACCACAGUGAGGGCGGUGGAUAAUGACUAUGGCGAGAGUGGGAGGCUCACAUAUGAGAUCUCUGAUGGUAAUGAGGAGCACCUCUUUGAGAUUGAUCCAGUGACAGGGGAGGUGCGAACAGCCCACCCAUUCUGGGACGAUGUCAACCCCAUUGUGGAGCUGAUCAUCCGAGUAUCUGACCAUGGCAAGCCAACUCUCACUGCUGCCGCCAGACUCAUGAUCAAGGCGUCCAACGGACGUCCUCCAGAUGGACUGCCACGCACAAAAGACAAUCAGAACUGGGACAUGUCCCUUCCUCUUAUUGUAACUCUAAGCAUCAUAUCCAUCAUGCUUCUGGCAGCCAUGGUGACCAUAGCAAUCAAGUGCAAGCGAGAAAACAAGGAGAUCCGUACCUAUAAUUGUCGCAUUGCAGAGUACUCGCACCCUCAGCUCGGGAAGGGCAAGAAGAAGAAGAUUAACAAGAACGACAUCAUGCUGGUGCAGAGCGAGGUGGAGGAGCGGGAUGCCAUGAAUGUGAUGAAUGUGGUAAGCAGCCCUUCCUUGGCCACCUCUCCCAUGUACUUUGACUACCAGACACGCCUGCCACUCAGCUCACCAAGGUCAGAGGUCAUGUACCUCAAGCCCACUGCCAAUAACCUCAGCGUGCCCCAAGGCCACGUGGGAUGCCACACCAGCUUCACAGGCCCAGUCACCAGCACUACAGACACACCUACUAACCGCAUGUCCAUCAUUCAGACGGACAAUUUCCCCACUGAGCCUAAUUAUAUGGGUAGCAGACAACAGUUUGUUCAAAGCAGUUCGACAUUCAAAGACCCAGAGCGAGCAAGCCUCAGAGACAGUGGUCAUGGUGACAGUGACCAGGCUGACAGCGACCAGGACACCAACAAAGGCUCCUGCUGUGAUAUGUCUGCAAAAGAAGCCCUUAAGUUGAAGGCCACAGGCGUGAAACCACCGCCUUUGGAACAAGAUGAGGACUGUGUGAAUUGUACGGAGGAGUGCCGGGUAUUGGGUCAUUCUGACCGCUGCUGGAUGCCCCAGUUCCCCGCUGGAGGAAACCAGGCAGAAGGUGUUGACUACCGCAACAAUAUGUUUGUGCCAGCGGGCAUGGAGACGGUGCCUGAGACAGAGACUUACGAGACUGUCAACCCCAAUGGCAAGAAGACGUUCUGUACGUUUGGAAAAGAGAGGCGUGACCACACAAUCCUUGUCGCCAAUGUCAAGCCCUACUUGAAGGCGAAACGAGCCCUCAGUCCACUGCUCCAAGAGGUACCUUCAGCCUCCAGCAGUCCUACCAAGGGCUGCUCCACCAUGUCUCCCUGCUCUUCAGUCAAAAGCCCAGCGGACGGAGCUGAAGGCAAACCGCCUCCUGCCACCUGCUCUGGCCACUACGGGCCUCCUGAUGGUCAGUACCUGUCCCCAACCAAACAAACCAGAGACCAGGGGGGCUACCCACCAUUGCCUCCCUCAGACCCAGUGGCCAAGGUGCUUGCAGAGGCCCGCUCUAGGAUCAGCCAAGAGGCAGCCGGGGAAAUGGAGUGUGUUCUGGAGCAGGUGGAGCCCGACGUGAACCGUGACAGAAUGGACGCUGACCAGGUGGUGAGAGACAUCGACAAACUAUUGCAGGACUGCAGAGGAAGUGAGGCCACUGGAACUCUCAGGAAGUGACACAAAGGACUGCAAAAAAAAAAGAAGUACGGAGGUAGAGAGAGGAAUAUAAUGCUAUUCUAAAAACUCUCAUGCAAAAACUGUCACCAAAACAAAUGAAAAAGGUUAAACGGCUCUUCUGAUAGGAGCUCUUUUCACUGUUGUUGUUUAAAGGACCGAUAUUGGACGAACAAUGGGAACAUUUAUUAUGUCAGUCAUUUGGCACCAGUUUGGUGCUGGGAUCCUUACCAACUAAAACGAACAUCUGAAUUCUGCUGAAUUUAUAAACACUUUUUGUUUUGGAUUCUUAAACAAAUUGCAGAGGCUUAUGCCUCUGGCACCUCGCAAGCUAUUAUCUAAGUGCCCACCAGCUCAUAAGUGUGUUGUUCAUGGUCUCUUGUGAAAUCCUACAUAUCUAAGUGUGUGUAGGUGGAUUUCUGUUAUGUGUGAUGGCCAUAGAAACUGAAUGAAAAGGACUAUUUAUGGUCAGACAUGACAAUCGAUGUGGAAACAGUCAAACAAAUUCUAAUCUGUUUGGGACAGUGAAAAUAAUUAAAUACACAAAACAACCUUAUCUCUCUUGACUUAAAUAUAAGUGUUUAAUGUGUGAUGGAUACUGUAUCUGAACAUGAAGAGAUUGGUUAAUCAGGUGUGUGUUCGCAGGGAUUGGUUAUGGACUUGGAGACGGAGGGGCUUAAUUGCCACCGAAGGAGAAUUAUUAACAGUGUAACCAUGUUUCACUUGUCAUUUGUAGCCACAUGUGUAACUGUGUCUGUCUCACGCCUCUAUUUAAACAUUCAUGUCGCUGACUGGUGUAGUUGCAUGCACCAAAUGUACACACAUUUUACACAUGUGCACUACACUUUGCUCAUACACUUGCUGACACACUCACAUGCACUGAUGCCCCUACAGACACACACAUACACACUAAUGCUUUCACACAACUGGCCAUCUGUGUAAUUGUCUUAUACAUGGACAUCAUCAGCUUUCAGUCCCUUGUGUACAGUGAAUUAUCAUGUGUGUGACUAUGCCUUAAGGCAAUCACAGGUUGUAUAAAAAGGGACAUUUUUUCCUCAACUGUGAAAAGAUGAAAUCUAUAUGAUUAUAUAGAUGACUAUAUGUAUGAAUCCAUGUAUAGUGUCCAAAUAUUAACUACAUAUUUAUACAUUUUAUAGGAAAAAAAUAAAUGAGGAAUCUCAGCAAAAAAGUGUCCUUGAGUUAAGAUCAGGUGUGGGGUAUUAACUCAAAGAACUGCAAAGGACACUGCCAUUGUUUCGAAGACAAAUAUCCAAAAAUAUAAAUAACAAGAAAAUGUCCCUUCACAUUAUCACUAUACAUAAUAUCAUUAUAUGUGUAAAUGUAUCCAAUUUAGAUGUGUUAACAUCAAAAAAACUGACAUAUUUUUAUUGAUUUUACUGCAAUU